Messenger RNA from Dioscorea cayenensis subsp. rotundata (Guinea yam), 1826 nucleotides. Its product is annotated as indole-3-pyruvate monooxygenase YUCCA2-like. Gene Ontology annotation, molecular function: flavin adenine dinucleotide binding; monooxygenase activity. NCBI's taxonomy places the organism in Eukaryota, Viridiplantae, Streptophyta, Magnoliopsida, Dioscoreales, Dioscoreaceae. The record is from RefSeq and is a predicted model, not a curated record.
AACCCCAUUGAAUUUGAACUCUACUCCACCUUCUCCUAUUUAUAUGCCUUCCUCUUAGAUCCAUAGACCUCAUCUCCAACCUCCCAAAAACACUCACUUCCAAGUCAAGCUUAUACUCCAUGGCCAAAGCUGGUCACUUCUUUCUGCUCAGUCUCAGUAUGUUUCCACUUUCCUUUCUCUAGUUUAUACUUGUUCUCACUUUCAAAGCUUUUCUCAAUCCAACUAUGCAUGCAUUCUUCAUUGUUCAUUAGUAUCCCUUCUUCAACUCCUCCAUCUUUUCUAAUAUCCAAACAUAGUUCAUGAAAACUUUAUCUAUAGACUGUAAAGCUCUCUCUUUCUCUUUCUCUUUCUCAUAACAAAGAAGUAGCUAGAGCUUGCAAAUCAAAAGCCAUAUAUAUAUAUAUAUAUAGAUAUAUACUUAUGAAGAUCAUGGUGUCAAUGAAAUGAGAAGCAACACAAGAGAAUAUAUGAUGAAACUAAACCCAAAGAGAGUAUGGGUCCCCGGACCCUUGAUAGUAGGAGCAGGACCUUCAGGGUUAGCAACAGCAGCAUGCCUUAAAGAGAAAGGAGUGCCAUCUCUGAUACUAGAGAAAGAAGACUGCAUAGCUUCUUCAUGGAAACUAAGAACCUAUGAACGUCUAAGGCUUCAUCUCCCCAAACAAUACUGUGAGCUUCCUCACAUGCCCUUCCCCCCUGGCUUCCCUACUUACCCUACAAAACAACAGUUCAUAAACUACUUAGAAGCUUAUGCUCAGUGUUUCUCUAUUGAGCCUUUGUUUGGCAUGGAGGUCAAGUGUGCUGAGUAUGAUCAUAGUAUUGGGUUCUGGAGAGUUCAAGCUAAUGACUUGGAGUUCAUCUGCCGAUGGCUUGUCGUUGCCACCGGAGAGAACUCGGUGCCUGUUGUGCCGGAUAUAAUUGGUUUUGCAGACUUCCAUGGGAGAGUUCUUCACUCUAGCUCUUACAAGAAGGGAGAUGACUUUGAGGGUGAGAAGGUUUUGGUUGUAGGCUGUGGGAAUUCAGGCAUGGAAGUUUGCUUGGAUCUCUGCAACAAUCAUGCUCAUGCUUACAUGGUAGUCAGAGGCAAGUUACAUAUCUUGGCAAGAGAGAUAUUUGGAAUAUCAACCUUUGGGUUAUCAAUGUGGAUGAUGAAAUGGUUUCCUAUGAACUUUGUUUAUAGUUUAUUGCUCUUCUUUUCAUGGAUGAUUCUUGGAGGCACUGAGAAACAUGGACUUGUUAGACCCAAAGUUGGCCCCUUGCAACUGAAGAUGACCUCUGGGAAGCCCCUAGUUUUGGGUAUUGGAACUUUUGCAAGGAUCCAGAGUAGUCACAUAAAGGUGGUUCCAGGUAUAAACAAGUUUGUGGAGAAUGGAGUUGAGUUUGUAAAUGGAAAGCAUGAAGAAUUUGAUUCAAUAAUACUGGCAACUGGUUACAAGAGCAAUGUGCCCUCAUGGCUUAAGGAAAGUGAAUUCUUCAGUGAACAAGAUGGUCAGCCAAAAGCACCGUUUCCAAACAGUUGGAGAGGAAAGAAUGGGUUAUAUGCAACAGGAUUCACCAAGAGAGGUUUGCUUGGAGCUUCUAUUGAUGCACAGAGGAUUGCAGAGGAUGUUGCCAGACAAUGGAACUUCAAGACAUGGCACUUCUCUCUGGAGUUUUAGACACUGUUGUCUGUAUGUAUAACAGUAGAAGACCAUUAGUAACUAGUUUUCACAGUCAUGGUUGUAUGAAAUACAUCAAAUUAAGACAAACAAGUAGCAGUAGCAUCUCAAAAGUAUGUAUAUAUUUGGCUUUUUUUACUACAACUCACCUCUGGGGAAAAAAAAGAAAAA